This is a messenger RNA of Daphnia pulicaria, 2314 nucleotides long. RefSeq lists its product as uncharacterized. The coding region runs from base 93 to 2171 and encodes 692 amino acids. NCBI's taxonomy places the organism in Eukaryota, Metazoa, Arthropoda, Branchiopoda, Diplostraca, Daphniidae. The transcript has 12 exons. The record is from RefSeq and is a predicted model, not a curated record.
CUAAACUCGGACUGCCUCGUUUUUGACACCUCUAUCGCCCAGUUGUUUGCUGAAAACGGCAAUUUGGAUUGUGACGCACAGUUGAAAUCGAAAUGGCGACGAGGAUGUUCUUAAUAAUAUGCCUGCUUUAUGUGGGAUUGACUAGAGCAGAAGAUAUUGAUUUUGGUGACCCGAACACUUGUACUCUUCAAAAUAAGGAAUGUCAAGUAGACUUGAAGGUAGAUUGUCAGAGUGAACUGUCUGGAUUUAUACAGACUCCCAAUUUUCCAAACAAUAUGAUUUCUUCUCAAUCCGGAAAGUACCGACUAACAAUUUCAUCGUGUGAAAAUUCACAAAUUACCUUGAUCCUGACGGACGAGGAUUUUUUUCUGGGACCAGAUGCUAACACAUUUUCGGUCGGUAACGGUCUUGUAAUUGGUGCUAACAAUAUCCCACCGGAGCUGAGUGGUUCUAGUGACGGUGGAAACGAGCUACCAAAUGGUGAUCCGACCUAUGAGUAUGAAAGUGCCUCCAAUGAACUGUGGAUGGAGGCCAACCUGCUGGCAUAUCGGUCAAACUUCAAAAUCCAAUACAACAUUACAGUCUUGACUUCAAAUAUCCACAAUUAUAACGAAACGUCAGGAAAUAUGACUUCUCCCGGUUAUGGAAUAUCUUACCCAUCUCAAACAACAGAAGAUAUACAUGUGAUUGAUGUCACAGAUGUGGCAGGGGAAUAUGUGGACCUGUUACUCACAGUUAAUGUACUGGACAUUGCAGGCAUCAACGGGGACUACAUCAAACUUGGACCUGGGUCGGAACCUUCGGUUGAUAAGAGCGCAGUUGUCCUCUCGUGGCGUGUUAACAAAGGAGUUCAAUUUUUGAUUGAUGGACCUAAAGCUCAUUUAGUUUUUAAUGUUUUACGACCCGCCGACGCUGAACAGGUUUCCGCAAAAGGAUUUUUCAUCUCCUACCAAGUGAUUGAAAAGAAUUUGACAACAGCAGCGCCCAUGACCACACCUAUGCCUACAAGCCCCACGCCUUUGCCAUUUGAUCCAGAUAUCCUUUUAACUGAUGUUGUCUACCACACCUAUGUGGGCGCCGAAGCAUCUUCACAGCUGGCAGAAAUUUUGCAGAUGUAUGCCGAGUCAUCGGGAAUGCUGGAAAAAGGCGAAAUAGUUCCAAAUUUAACUGCUGUCGGUACUGUCCAAAUAGUUCAAGUUGAGAACUGUUAUCAUGGAUGGAAUGUCGAUAUGGACAUCUGCGGUCUGACGCAUGUGAUUGUCCGCGCGUUUUACCAAAAAACAGGAGAGACUGAUGUCACUUACGCCUUCCCGACCGAAGAAGUAAAAAAAGCUGUAAGGGAGUAUGGCUACAUUCACGAAGUCGUCCUGCCAGAAGACUUGGCCAACUUGUACUGGAUCUUUGUUGGUGUCGUCCUUAUUCUAAUUAUUUUAAUCCUCCUUGGGUUAUUAAUCGCCUGGCGGCAAAAAAUGCGUCGUGACGCUAAAAAGCGAAGAAAGUAUCACGAAAUAAAAAAUGAUAAUCAUUCUGUAGGCGCCGACAGUGACAUUUCUAUCACAGGCGUUGGCAAAUCAAGUCGCUUUGAAAUGAAUUCUGGUGUUGAUAAUCCAAAUUUCGUUAUUGACGAACAAGAAAAUGGUCGCCCCGUAAUGGUUUACGAUCCGGAGAAAGGAACAUUUUAUUCACGAAACAGUCACAGACCUACUUAUCAAGAGAAAAAUGUGGAUCAGGGACCAGCUCGAUCAGCGGCUGUACUAAAUGUUUCACCCAUCACCAGCAGUUUCCAACGCCAGAAUGGAAUCAAUAGAGAUCAAAUAGCGAAUGAGGGGAACGAUAUGUCAUCUAUCAUGCCACCACUUCCCGCCGUACCUAAACGUGGAAUCUUGAAGACUAAAUCUAACAGCAGUCCGACCAACCGCGAGUUUCCCAACAUUUCUUCUAUUCCAAUGGAAGAGAUGGAAGAUGUUGUAUUCGACAACGAUACCUUUAAAAACAUGCAACAACGUCGAUACUCUCCUGCGUCUUCAUCGUCGGAUACGAUAACAUCAUCAUCAAGGUCUAGUAGUAGAGUGAACUCCAUCUCCACGGAUCAACAGAUUGGAUCACAUGUUUUGUACGGUAUCACAUUGACGGAUUUUGAUUCAGAAGAAGAAAUUGAAACAAAUUUUUAAAAACAAUUUAAUAAUCAACGCCUUAUUAUGACGCCUUAUUAUUUUAUUAUUAUUUUUACUUAUUCGUCUUUAAGAGGCCCAUUUUUAGAAUUGUAAUUGAUUUUCGCAGACAAGACAUUUAAUAAAUCAAAUAACUGAAUUGA